Messenger RNA from Mollisia scopiformis, 3204 nucleotides. RefSeq lists its product as uncharacterized. Lineage: Eukaryota; Fungi; Ascomycota; Leotiomycetes; Helotiales; Mollisiaceae. The record is from RefSeq and is a predicted model, not a curated record. The transcript has 2 exons. The coding region runs from base 52 to 3204 and encodes 1050 amino acids.
ACCUCGUUCUAUUCAAGCCAGCCAACUAAACUACAGAUAAUAAUCUUCCCCAUGGAGUCUUCAUCUUCUUCAAGACCCUCCAAAGAAAGAAACAUCUCAUUCUCAACAAUGCAAACAAGCAACAGAAUGUCCGAACGAAACCCUGACAACGAACCCGCUACCCCUAUCUCGCUUACACCAGACAAUCCAACACCAGCCCCAACACCCUCCGACCUCGAGGAAUCUUUGACGAAUGAUCCAAUUUCCCAUCAGGACCACUCCAACAAUGAAACAGCGCAAAAUCUUGAAUCGGCAGUCCGACGCUCGGGACCAAGCAGGAGCGCAAGUCGAGGACGGAGAAGAGGUCGAGUAGCUCGAGUUACCUUUCCGAGGGGAAGGCGGGCCAGAGUAGCUGCUGCUACGACAGAAAAUAUCGAGGCCGCAAGUACCGAGCCAGGUCCACACAUUGAAAGGGGCAAUAAUGCAUCAGGAAAUGCCAUCCAUGAACCUUUUCUCAAUGUGGGAAACACUGACCCAAUUAACGCCUUCAGAAGAAACUUCAACGGAGGUCUGCUUCCAACAGCGACGCACGCAGAAGUGGUCAGCUUCCUAUCCCAAGUCUCAGGUGUGCAUCCAGCAGUGGCGCACGGAGAACUUAUCCAUUUCCUCUCCCACCUCUCAGGAUGGAAUUUGCCACCUGGGUUCAACAUGAUCGGCCAAGAAGAAAUGGCUGGUACGAGAUGGAACCCUGAAGAAGAUAGUGCUGUUGUUUGGGAGACUGAUAGCGAUGAGUCUGGUGGGAGUGCAAAUGAGGAUCAGUCUAGCGAUGAGGAUGGUAGCACUUCAGGUGAGGAGAGGGCUGAGAGUCAAGACGAGGAAGCGGACUACAUAACCAACCAGAUCGCGCGAUUGAGACGUGGUCCCCCGAGACGUGAUCCUGGAUCUUUGGAAGAGUCGGAUCGCUCGUUUACUGGUAGCGAGGAUCGCGAGUUCAUCGAUGAACGAGCUAGAGCAGAAGAGAGGAUCGACAGAUUGGAGUCGGCCAUUCCGCAACUUGAAAGUACGCCUAGACCACAAAGCUCAGCAGGAGCAACGACAGGAAGUACAGCCGCUACUGAUGAUGCUGUUAUGCCCAUUACAGGGAAUAUCAUACAUCCCAGAGGUCAAGAGCAGUUGAUGAGAGAGAUGGUUGCCGAUAUACAACGAUAUGAUAGGCAGCGCGAGAGCGAGCUUGAACGCGAAUAUGGGUAUAGCAGAUGGUCGCCUGAAAGCUCGCCGGAGAGGUAUACGCUGAGAUCUUCCAGCGUUGCGAUCCGACAAGCUGUGAGAAGUAUGGCGCCUCGUGGCCGGUGGGAUUUGGGAGGAGACGAGGGGGACCUCGGGGCUGUUGCUACCUUAGCAAGUCUGCCUGUACUAGAGGGAUCAACAGUCAACGAGAGACAGCGCCAGCAGCGAAUCCGGAAUGUCAGAGCUGGCUUGGCGGAGGGUUUCGGGAAUGGCGAGCAAGCGGACUCGAGACAGCCUCUUCAGAGGCUCGCAAUGGAUCAACCGGAUCCUUCAGAUGAGUUUCUGAGGAUGUUGAUUGCGAGUCAUCCACCAUACAGCUACGAGAUGGAAGCACAUGAUGAAGAUACCAUGUUGACAGAAACGCAAAGGGCGUUCAGAUACGGGUUUGCAGACCCGAGUAUCCCGAUGACUCAACAGCAAGAAGAUGAUUUCCAAGAUCUUCGUUUCGAUUUGCGGACGAGGCUAGAGAGUGUAGCUCUUGGCAUGGAGAUUGUUGUAAGGAUGUUGGACGCCGUGAUACUGGACGGUAUGGAUCGCCGAGACGCGAGUCACAUCUUACUUCAAUGGUCGCUGUACAUGUCUGGACUACACGCAGCACAGCUGUAUCAUAAUCUUCCAUACAUGCUUCCACCUCCAGUUUUGGCAUUGUGGACUGCAGUGCGCCGGGGAUGGGGAUCCUGGAGCCCAGACGCUUCAUUUUUAGAGGAAGUUAAGGACAUCUUGCAGGGAUAUACGGUCUUCGACUAUAGGAUUGACGUUGACCCCACCAGCUUGGAAAGAAAUGGACUGCUCUCCAAUGUAAGGUUAAGCGCAUUGCCACCAGAGGAGAAAGCCUUCUUCGAGGAGUUGAUCGAGCAGCGCUCAAACAAGCUCGUGUCCGUUGCAAUAGUAUUUCGAGAUUGGGCCAUGUUCGCGCCGACAAUUGAUGAUACAAUGAGACUGGAGUCAGAGCAACACUUCUCGAGAAAUCAACUCCGUAUGGAUCGCCUGGCUAGACUGGUAAGGGAAGAACGAGCGAUAAAUGCGGAUGGCAUUGACCUGAAACAUUACGUGACUUCUCGAGAAGAAAUAUCACCGGGGGGACAACUUGUAAUGCAAGUUCGGUCGCAAAUUCGAUGGUCUCAUCGCCCAGUAUGGCAAGAACAAGAUCCCGGAUCAGCAUUUCUCAAGUUUCUAUGCUACGAAGAACUGGAUAGUUUCGUAGAAACUGGUUCCCGUUUCGAUGAAAGACGCUGGGACAUUGUCAACCCUGAAUACAGGUGCACAGUAGCGACCAAAGCGCCGAGCGACCAAGACGAAGCCCAAAGUAUUGGUGCGGGUCUUCCUGUGCCAGAAAGAGCACUCCUUGCGACCAUGAUCCGAGUGGCUGCGCAUGAUGGUAUGGAGAUUCGUGAGCGAGUUGGUUUCUUAUCGGUAUGGACAGACUUUGAGGAGCAGAUUCCGGCCCUCUUGCAGACCUACCCAGCCAUCCAAACGUUUCUCAGCCUUCCUGUUGUAAACUUCUGGGUGGCUCUUCGUCGGGGUUGGGGCGCAUGGAGACCUAGCGACAGCAUGCUGGCCUCCAUGCGCGGAUUCUUGAAUCAUAUUACGGGUGUGGAUCAUGCUCCUCCUACUCCAAGACGAGCAGGGCAGAUAUCAACGAUAUCGGAACUUGUUGAACAGACCAUACUACCCAAUGAGGAAAAAGAGAGAUUCCUGCUUCUCGAAUCGAUAAUUCCUUUGGUCAGAAUCCAUCGGCUUUUUGAGAAUUGGGCAGCCUAUGAGGUUACCGUAGAUGAUACGAGGCUUCCCUCUGAAGAGCACUUCUCAAGAGCCGAGCUUCGGCUAGACAGGCUGGAAAGGAUCAUUAGGGAGGAACGAAUUAUCAAUGACCAUCGGUCAAUUCGAGGUGCACGGCAAGGAGACAGUGAUAGAGUGUAUUUGUUUUCCCGAACAUGA